This is a messenger RNA of Vicia villosa (hairy vetch), 363 nucleotides long. RefSeq lists its product as uncharacterized. Bases 1 to 363 code for a protein of 120 amino acids. NCBI's taxonomy places the organism in Eukaryota, Viridiplantae, Streptophyta, Magnoliopsida, Fabales, Fabaceae. The record is from RefSeq and is a predicted model, not a curated record. The transcript has a single exon.
AUGUCCCUUCAGUUGGUUGAUCGAUCAGUUAAAUAUCUUAUAGGUAAAUUAGAAGAUAUUCCGAUUAGAAUCGGCCAACUCUAUAUUCCUACAAACUUCGUAGUAAUGGACAUUAAUAAGGACGACGAUAUUCCUAUUCUUGGUAGGCCAUUCUUAUCAACUAAAGGAGCCAUGAUAGAUGUCAAGAGAGGAAAAAUGACUUUUGAAGUAGGUGACGAGAAAGUCGAGUUCAUCCUAUCCAAAUCUCUGAGAGCUCCCGUCAUAGAUGACUCAUGUUGUGGUAUUGACAUUAUCGUUGAAUGUAUCAGAGAAUUGGACAAGGAGGAACCUAUCGAUACAAUAAACUACCCUUUACACCUAUAA